CUUCUAUUUCCUUUGUGAAUGCAGAGUUUCAGCUCAGAGGCUCUGUAUUCAUUUCAACAGCAAAUGGGUUUUAUUCAUAGGCACCACCUCCUCCUCAUUCUCCUCAUUUUUCAUGCCAUUCUAUUGCUCUCUUGUCAGGUCCAAUCUGCAGAUGAGAAGGCAAAUCUACUUCAGGGCCUAAAUAGCUAUCGAUCAUUGGUGAACCUGACUUCCCUUGCUGAGAACAGUAAUGCAGACUGCUUUGCCGAUGAACUAGCAACCCAGUUCAAGAAUCAACCAUGUUCGAACACUACUGGAGCAGAUACUGUUCCAGGCACCGAACCUCAGUUUUCCAACUAUCCUGACCUACUCGCCAAAUGCCAUCUAAACAUCACUGACACUAGAGAUGGCGUUGUUAUGCCUGUCUGUGUUCCUAACUUAGUCCCAGCUCUUGUGCUCACAAACUAUACGGAGUCUCAGUACACGCAGUAUCUGAAUGACAGCACUUACACCGGAGCUGGUAUUGGUUUUGAAGGUGACUGGAUAGUGGUUGUUUUAAGCACACACACCACUGGAGGAAGCUUCACAACCGACAAUUCUGCAAAUUCAGCUACUCCUGUUGGUUUGACUAAAAACUUUAUACCUUUGUUGUUGGGGUUCUUUCUUCAGUUUCUUGCCUUGCUGAGCUGAUGUACAAUGGUAUGCUUGAAGUGUUCUGUUUAUUCAUCGGCUGGUGAUUUCAUCAGACCCCUUCUUUUUUUUUUUUUUCCUGGCAUUUUCAGGGAUUAUGUAAGCUGAGAAUCACUUAGGAUAUACUUGCUGUUUAUUUCACAUUUGACACAACAAUUUGACAAUUUCAGGUUUGUUAAGCAUUUCCAUCCAUCCCUUUAUAGAAUUUUCAGUGAAUUCCUGUGUUCAAAUUUCUGCUUAUAGUAAGACAUUUACAACGUCAUCAAUCAUUCACAAUGAUGCUCGAUCACCGAUGACUUC
Messenger RNA from Ilex paraguariensis (yerba mate), 969 nucleotides. NCBI's taxonomy places the organism in Eukaryota, Viridiplantae, Streptophyta, Magnoliopsida, Aquifoliales, Aquifoliaceae. The record is from the annotation of a GenBank genome assembly.